GGCAGCCCCUAUCGAACGAUGGUUAGGACCCGGUCGGCUAAACCAGCAGCUCAGCAUCAUCUGUGCGAGGACUCCAGCUGAAUGGGCCUGCACCACUUGGGACAGGUGAUGGGGCAGGUGCUGGGGUUUGGACACUGCAAAGAAUCUGCCUCGACUGUCUCCACCACUCCAGAUUCCACCCCGUCCUCUACUGAAGUGGAGUACUCAGGGGUUUUCCCUGCUUUCCGGCCUGCCCAGGUGCCAGUGAGGACUUCUUGGAACCCCAAACUGCGCAGGAGCAUUCUGAUGAUGAUCUGCUGACAGACAGCUCCCUAUACUGGGGGACACCCCGACAGAUGUCCCUGGAGUCCAUGCUGUCCUGCGGAACUCCCCUGGGCCAGCAGCCAUCCUGCUUUCCAGGGGGUUUCCCAAGCAGCGGCUCCCCGGAGCUGCCAGCAAGAGGUUUGGAAGAGGCCACCCAUGGCCCUGGAAGGAAGAGACCCUCGAAAUGCGACGCAGCCCAGACAACAAAAGAGAAAUGUUCUGUGCCGAGGGGGGUGGUCCGCACUGAGACAAUCGAGACCUUUCUAGCGGAGGAAGAGGACGAGCUGGAGGCCUAUCACGUUCAUGUUGAAGUGGCUGGCGGACAUUGGCACAGCGUGGAGCAGGAGAUAAUGCCAGAGCCCAGGGACAGCACUGACGGGUAUCCCUUGCAGUCCAGCUCAGAGAUCCCAGUUUUGGAAAGCAUCCCAAUCCACCAGGAUCCUGAGGAGGACACGGCAUCAGAAUCGAGACUUGAAAUGGAGCCUCAGGAAGAGGGGCGAUUGAAGGGCAGCCCAGAGCUUGGGAUCCUCCCAAUGGAAGAAUCCGGAAGCCAAAAGGACGCUGAGGUAUUUGAAGCACAGACCAUGGAGGUGGAGACUGAUAGUGGAAGGUGGAUGGAGGACCUUUAUUCUGACCAGACCAAGCCCGGUCAGCAACAGGAGGCAUCACUGAGCAGCAAAUCUGGUGUAGGGACAAUGACUGAGGAAGAGGGCGCGCCUUCAGCCUCCUCCCUACAACCUGUCACAGAAGCCGAGAAUAUGGUGGUUGAGCUGGAAGUGAUCGGAGCAGCAGGAGUUGAGAUAGCGACAGAAACAACAAAGGUGAAGAGCUUGACGGACACGGUUGAAACAGUUGGUUCAAGAGAUGGGCUGGAGCCUGUGGAAGUGAUGGGCACCGUAGAAGCUAUGUUACCAGGAGCAUGUGACUGCAGCGUUUACACAGAUGAUACCAUUGUCUGCCAACACUCACUCACCCCGGUCACAGUGCCAAGUGUGAAUGAAACUCAGGAAGUGACAGAUGUGGAGAUGUGGGCAGACAAUUGGCAGUCACCACGGCAACCCAGUGCCUUCGAACAAUCAGAUCAUCCCAAAUCACAAGGCUUGGAAGCAGUAGACCAAUCAGUGACUGACCUUCUGUACUGGGAGGAUGUUAAGAAGACGGGCACCGUGUUUGGUGCCAUUAUCCUCAUCUUGUUCUCCCUCACCCAGUUCAGUGGUAUCAGCGUGCUGGCAUACUUGACACUGUCUGUCCUCUCUGUCACCAUUAGCCUCCGCCUUUACACGUCUGCUCUUCAUCUGAUCUACAAAACCCAGGAGGUCCACCCAUUCCAGGUCUAUCUCGAUUUGGACAUCGCUCUGUCCCAGGAACAGAUGCGGAAAUACUUCGAAGUGACAGUACUUUAUGUGACCAGUGCCAUUUCACACCUUCGCCGGUUGUUCCUGGUCGGAGACCUGCUGGAUUCACUGAAGUUCGGAGUGCUGCUGUGGUUGAUGACAUAUGUCGGAGCCAUAUUUAAUGGCCUGACCCUCACUAUUCUGGCAACAGUCGCCAUCUUCAUUGUUCCUUUGGUGUAUCGGAAACACAAGGUUCACAUCAAUCAGUACCUGGGGCUGGUGAGAGGACAGAUCAAGGAAUUCACAGCAAAGAUCCAGGCCAAGCUCCCAGGAUCCAAACCCAAAGCUGAAUGAGAAAAUCAAGAGGUGAACCCACAGUCACUGAGCAAACUCCUGGACCCACCAAUGCAAUUAAUCUUUAUAAUCGAGAGUCUUAACCGCCCACAAGUCAGAGCACAGGGACCGAACAUCUUUUUAAAAGGCUACAUAUGUCACUUGACCCAAGGGACAGCCUUUCAGAUUAAGUUAUCUUUUAAUGCAGGACACAAUCCUACUCCACCUGCUGGCCUCUUCACAACAGCGAUACCUCACAGGAGCCUGGAUGGAGUGUGAACAUGGCUUUAUUAGUUAAUAAAUUCAGAAUUUAGCCUGAGGGGGCUGUGGAUCUAGAGGAGGGGAGGGAUGGGUAUUGUAAGGAGGCCAGGCCUUGUGAGUGAAGGGAGUUAAGAGUUCAGGGAGGGAGUUAUACAUUGAAAAGCAGAGACAGGAGCUGUAGACAAAAAAAAAACAAAAGAACUAGGGUCUCUGCUGUUCGAUAUGAUCAUAGCUUAUUUUCUACCUCAGCUUCACUUUCCCACCCACUUUCCACCUCCCUCUGAUUCUAUAAGAGGCCUUAUUUAUACUAGAUAUUGGAGCAUCCUUAAGCCUCUGAGGUACAGUGCUGGGUGACAUCUUUAGGUAGAGGGUGGUUAAAGUAUAGAGUUGUAGGAUGAGGGGAUCAGGCAGAAGGGGUUUAGGGUGUAGAGGUGAAAAUGCUCCUUCAGAGGCACUGAGUCACCAAACAUGGAAUUAUCAUUUACAGCCAGUGGUUUGAAAGGUUCAAGAUUUACACAAAACCUCUCAGUCUGAAAACUUCUCAUCCCUUUUAUUUCUUCGACGGAACUUGGGUAUCAGUGGCAAGGUCAGCAUUUGUGGCCUAUCCUAGCUAUGCUGGUGACUGCUGCUGUGGGGGGUCUGGAGUCACAUGUAGGCCAGACCAGGUGAGGGUGGACAGAUUUCCUCUGCUUAAAGGGACAUUAGUGAACUGGAUGGAUUUUCACAACCAUCAAUAGUUGCUCACUAGGACUCGCUUUCAGUUGGGAUUUCAACCCACACCCCCAAACCCUUCUACUGUGCUACUGGAUUGCUAGCCCAGGGAUGAUCCCACUAUGCCGGCCUCUCCCCUUAAGAGCUUUAUGUUUCCGUAUGGAUAACCUUUGAGGGUGGGUUUGGCUGUGAGACCCUUCAUGUCUGAUGUCUUGCUGUCUUGGUCAAACUUGAGAAACAGCCACAUGAAUAUGUCCACCCAAUGUUCAUGGAAACACCAACCCUCAAAAUGUGACAACUGUGAGAGACACUGGGGCGAAAAAGCCUGUAUGUAUUUUUUUUAAUGGUGCUUGCUGCAUAUGAACUAAAGCAUCAAAAAUUAUGAUAUAUUACAAAUGCUACAUCUGCAUGCAAUUCCCAUUAACUUUUCCUCCUACUAUUUAAUUGUGAAGUCCAUGUCUCAAAGUCUCGGUAAACGAUGUGACACUGUAAUAGCAUCCUUCCCCCAGUGGUGGUCCCUGCAGGCCUGACAGGAGGUCGGGAUUAUAACAGGGGAAAGGUCCCAGCUGUAGGUGACAGCACAAGGCAGGUGACUGUGAGCAGACUGUCCAUCAUAUACCAUCAAACUAUAAUUCAGUAAUUAGCCAGGAAUGUGAUAGGAGCCAGUUCAUGCCUGUCUCUUGUUGUGCUGCCAGCUAAUGUUAAAGAUCAUGCUCAGCAAUAUCCUUGAAAAACACAGAGUUAGGAACUUAUAAUAGGAAUUUAACAGUUGGAAAUGAAUUUACACAGGGAAGUAAAUUACACUCCACAAGCUCUGGUUCUAUAAACCCCACCUAUAUAUCUUCUGAGAACAUAAACUGACAUUGUACAUAUACUUCUAAGUUAAACAGUGAUUUACUUCAGUAUUCUGCACUUUUUAAAAGUCAUUCACAGGGUGAGGGCAUCACUGACCAGGCCAGCAUUUAUUGCCCAU
Rhincodon typus (whale shark) is the source of this 3915-nucleotide messenger RNA. RefSeq names its product reticulon-1-A-like. The coding region runs from base 336 to 1991 and encodes 551 amino acids. The transcript is spliced from 10 exons. The record is from RefSeq and is a predicted model, not a curated record. NCBI's taxonomy places the organism in Eukaryota, Metazoa, Chordata, Chondrichthyes, Orectolobiformes, Rhincodontidae.